Messenger RNA from Carassius auratus (goldfish), 1235 nucleotides. Its product is annotated as transmembrane protein 163. The transcript is spliced from 8 exons. Gene Ontology annotation, molecular function: zinc ion binding. Lineage: Eukaryota; Metazoa; Chordata; Actinopteri; Cypriniformes; Cyprinidae. The record is from RefSeq and is a predicted model, not a curated record. The coding region runs from base 102 to 971 and encodes 289 amino acids. Gene Ontology annotation, cellular component: synaptic vesicle membrane.
UCUCCGCAUCUCUGCUCCACUACCCUUAAUGCUGCCACUGGAUGGCUGCGCGUCGCACUUCGACGUGAGAUCAUAUAUUGAGGGCUUCAUCUGAUUAGAGAAUGCAAACAAACAUGACAGACAGUACGACUUCUGAUCCAUGCCCUGUUCCUAAUCCGACUAUUGUUGACCCGUCGGCUGUGCGAAACGGACAAUGCGCCGCUGCCCAGGAUCCGAACCUACCCAAAAGAGGGAGCCAGGACGAUCCUUUUAACAUGGACCGGGACCAGGAGAUGAAAAUCACAGAUAGCGUUGAGGGCCAAGGACUCUUGGAGAGCAGCAUGCGCCUGAAGCCUCACGAAGCUCAGAGUUACAGGAAGAAAGCUUUGUGGGUGUCCUGGAUCUCCAUUGUGGUGACACUCAUCCUGGCUGUGGCAGGCUUCACUGCAUCCUUCAUGAGACACAGCGCAUCAGCUUUUGGAUUUGCCUUUGAUGCAUCGUUAGAUGUUCUUUCCUCCAUUAUAGUGCUGUGGCGCUAUAGCAACGCUGCAGCAGUGCACUCUGCCCAUAGAGAAUACAUAGCAUGUGUGAUCCUGGGAGUGAUUUUCAUCUUGUCUUCUAUGUGUAUUUUGGGGAAGGCCAUCCAUGAUCUGGCCACCAAACUUCUUCCUGAAGUGGGUGACUUCCUGUUCAGCGUUUCUAUCGUCAGUGGCCUCAUGUGUGUCAUUCUUGCUGUUGCCAAGUUCAUGCUGGGAAGGAUUUUGACCAGCAGAGCUCUAAUCACUGAUGGCUUUAAUUCUAUGGUUGGAGGCAUCAUGGGAUUUUCCAUCCUCAUCAGCGCUGAGGUGUUUAAACAUCAUCCCACCAUCUGGUACCUGGACGGAACCACUGGGGUCCUGAUUGGACUCAUCAUUCUAGCUUAUGGGGUCAAGCUGUUGAUCGACAUGGUGCCGCGAGUAAGACAGACUCGAAACUAUGAGCGCUUUGAGUAACGCUGGUUCAGAAGAACAAAAAAGGCAUCAUAUGGAUCCAGUUAUCCCUCUCGGCUCCUGCUGCUCUCUCAACUCACACGAUACCCAAAUACAUCCAGGAAUGAAGUCUGCUGGCAGCCAAUUCAGCAUCAUGUAUUGUAGAAUCCCCAGUCUGACCAGCUCCUGAUGUCCUCUUUCACUCAGCACAACAUUUAAGAGAAGGAAGGAGGAAGAAGAAAGAGCUGAUCAGUGGAUCCGUGUCACUCCUAGCACUCAAGAUAUCAU